This is a messenger RNA of Ceratotherium simum simum (southern white rhinoceros), 2264 nucleotides long. The record is from RefSeq and is a predicted model, not a curated record. Lineage: Eukaryota; Metazoa; Chordata; Mammalia; Perissodactyla; Rhinocerotidae.
AUGGGAGAGGAUAGGAUAAGUGGCCUUGAUGAUGAGGGCUUGGCCUCCAUCUUUAUUGUCUUAAGACUCUGGUUCCAAGUAGCAGAAGACAAUCGCGGAGGGGCUGGCGGCCUUGACGGCAGCGGAGGACCAGGGCGUCAAAGGCUAAGGUCACCCGCUGUUCAAGCCCAUCCGUCUGUCAAAGACUGGCGGCCAGACGCUGCGAGGGCACUGCUGGCCUGGACGAGGGCGCGAGUUGGGGGAGGACCGGUCGCAGCAGCGGCACGGCACUCGAGGGCGCGCGGCGGCGUCCCAGGAGAGUUCUGGGACUCGGGGGGCCGACCUGUCCAUCCGGGCAGGCAGGUGCAGUGGGAGGAGUGGCGCGGGCCCCUCCACCCACGCGUCCAUUGGGCUGCACCGCCGUCACUCUCCCCUCAGCACCACCGCCUUCUCUUUCUCGGCCGAGCCAGGAUCCCCUCCCCCCACUCCGCCCCGCCCCGCCCUGGGGGCCUCUCAUUGGACCUAGGCGCGGUCGCUCCAUCUCGAUUCAGGGAGCUGAUUGGACACGAGGCCUUCGGGCCGCCCCCAGCCUGCUUGGAUUGGCUUGCUGCGCGUUGGCGCAACGGAAGAGGCGGCCGGCCGAGGGUGCGCUUCUGCUCCGGCUGGACGGCCGCGGAGGAAGCGACGAGGGAUCCGGCGCUGGGGGCCUGGCUCGGGCGGCAGCGGUGGCUGCUGCGGAUGGGAGCCGGACGGCUCGGCGCGCCCAUGGAAAGGCGGGAGCGGCCCGGCUCAUACGGCGGCGCUACCUCAGUCUCCCGCCAGCGCGUCGAAAGCCUCAAGAAGAAGCGGCCUCGUAAGUGCCCAGCGGGGCGCCCGAGCGGGUCGCCCUGCCCCCUUCCGGCAGGGCCGCCGUUUUUCCCGCGCGCCCGCGCAGGGACAGUGCCCUCGCACGGUGGUCCCAGAGGGGAUGCCUUAUUAAAUGAAGUUUUUGUUUCUGUUUGGCUUGUUGAAAAGUCUGAAUACAUUUUUAUUUCAUUACAGAUAGGUGAUCUUCAGCUUUGCAAACUUGAUGAACUAGAUUGCUUAGUAAAAGGAAUUCUAUACAUUGACUCAGUUGGAUUCAAUGGACGGUCACAAUGCUAUUACUUUGAAAACCCUGCUGAUUCCGAAAAAUGUCAGAAGUUACCAUUUGAUUUGAAAAAUCCAUACCCUCUGCUUCUGGUGAACAUUGGCUCUGGGGUUAGCAUCUUAGCAGUAUAUUCCAAAGAUAAUUACAAGCGGGUCACGGGUACCAGUCUUGGAGGAGGAACUUUUUUUGGUCUCUGCUGUCUUCUUACUGGCUGUACCACUUUUGAAGAAGCUCUUGAAAUGGCGUCUCGUGGAGAUAGCACCAAAGUGGAUAAACUAGUGCGAGACAUUUAUGGAGGGGACUAUGAGAGGUUUGGACUGCCAGGCUGGGCUGUGGCUUCGAGCUUUGGAAACAUGAUGAGCAAGGAGAAGCGAGAGGCUGUCAGUAAAGAGGACCUUGCCAGAGCAACUUUGAUCACCAUCACCAACAACAUUGGCUCAAUAGCAAGAAUGUGUGCCCUUAAUGAAAACAUUAACCAGGUGAUAUUUGUUGGAAAUUUCUUGAGAAUUAAUACGAUCGCCAUGCGGCUUUUGGCAUAUGCUUUGGAUUAUUGGUCCAAGGGACAAUUGAAAGCACUUUUUUCGGAACAUGAGGGUUAUUUUGGAGCCGUUGGAGCACUCCUUGAGCUGUUGAAGAUCCCCUGAUCAUUACCUGGGGAGGGUUCCUGGAACCUUACACAAUGCGAUCUGUGGACUUUUGUUUUUUAAGAGACUUAUUCAGUUUUAUAAUUGUGUGCUACCCAAAUCAAAGCAAGAAAGGACAAGUGUAUUUUUCUAAGUCAUCAAGAUAAAUCCUUAAAGAUUCAAUCUAAACUAGUACCCAGUGAGGAAAGAUGCGUAUAAAAAAAGUGACCAUGUCCGUGGCAGUGAGGGUUUGCUGUAUUUUACUGCUCUUCAGUGUAGCUUUGUUAACCUUGCUGUGUAGUUUUGAAAUUUAGCGUCACUCACUGGAGCCGCUUUAGGGGAGCUGUUCUCUGUUCAGCUGACUGUGGUUUUGUGUCCUGCUGAACUUGCUAAAUGUAAGGCAAGCUGCUGUGUGUUAUAAUCUGAUGACAGUUUUGUCACUAUGGCCUUGGCGAUCAUCUGUGCAUUAACUCUGGUGUGCAUUUAGCCUUUGUGUAAACCUUUUGAAAAACAUGUUUUAUUUCAAGGUUCUG